This is a messenger RNA of Labeo rohita (rohu), 958 nucleotides long. It is a transcript of the gene prdx5, whose product is annotated as peroxiredoxin 5. Gene Ontology annotation, molecular function: thioredoxin peroxidase activity. The record is from RefSeq and is a predicted model, not a curated record. Bases 81 to 650 code for a protein of 189 amino acids. Gene Ontology annotation, biological process: cell redox homeostasis; cellular response to oxidative stress; hydrogen peroxide catabolic process. The transcript is spliced from 6 exons. Gene Ontology annotation, cellular component: mitochondrion; peroxisome; cytoplasm. NCBI's taxonomy places the organism in Eukaryota, Metazoa, Chordata, Actinopteri, Cypriniformes, Cyprinidae.
GGCUGGAUGAGUGUUGUGAUCCCGCAGGCGUUGCUUGAACUGAGUCGCUGUGCCAGUCACUGCUGCGGAUAUAAAAACCCAUGAUUUCCACUAGACUUUUACAGAAAGGCGUCGGUGCCACCCUUUGCAUUAGACGUCUGCACUCUACACCCAUCACCAGCAUGUCGAUUCAGGUUGGACAACAUCUUCCCGAUGUACUGGUGCAGGAGGGAGACCCAGAAAAUAAGAUCUCAAUGGCCCAGCUCUUCAAGCGCAAAAAAGGAGUGCUUUUUGCUGUGCCAGGAGCAUUCACACCUGGAUGUUCAAAGUCUCAUCUCCCAGGGUUCAUCCAGAUGUCUGUGAACUUGAGGGCCAAAGGUGUGACUGAGAUUGCAUGCGUGUCUGUUAAUGAUGUGUUUGUCAUGACCGCCUGGGGAAACCACCACAGAGCAGACGGCCGGGUGCGGAUGCUGGCUGAUCCCACAGGAGCGUUUACCAAGGCUAUAGGUCUCUCCCUGAACGAUGAUGGGUUGAUCCAGGUGCUUGGUAAUGUGAGAUCUCAAAGGUAUGCCAUGCUGAUUGAAGACGGAGUGGUCAGGAAGCUCAACGUGGAGCCUGAUGGGACAGGUCUGACCUGCAGCUUGGCCCCAAACUUUCUCCAAGAGCUUUAGUUACGGACUAUAACCAGUUUACACUGUAUAAUCGGUCACCCUCUUGUCAUAGACCCUAUUUCCUGAAAAUCAUUCCAAAAACAGUGUAAUAGAAAUUCCCAACAUUGAAAAACACUAUUGCAUAUGCUGUGGGGAAACCCAUAUGAGGAACUAGUUUACAUGGAGCAAUAAAUCAUUGCUUCCUGAUGUGGUUGAACACGCACAAGUUUGGCUGUAUUGCGCACAAAUCCCUUUAUCUGAUGGUUAUGUGAUAACCUACAGUGUAGUGGUUUACCAAAGCAGCAAUAAACAUUUUCCUCAUGACUGCA